This is a messenger RNA of Bactrocera latifrons, 1766 nucleotides long. RefSeq names its product KAT8 regulatory NSL complex subunit 2-like. Gene Ontology annotation, cellular component: NSL complex. Bases 152 to 1435 code for a protein of 427 amino acids. The record is from RefSeq and is a predicted model, not a curated record. The transcript is spliced from 5 exons. NCBI's taxonomy places the organism in Eukaryota, Metazoa, Arthropoda, Insecta, Diptera, Tephritidae.
UAUGUGCAUAACAAAUUUCGUGCUUACAAUUUCUAUAGCGGCGUGAAUUUUUGUAUACAACAAUUCUACCAAAUAAUGUGUGAAUGCUAUACGUGAACAUAAAUUAAACAAAUAUACUUUGUGAUAAAAGAGAAUUACAAGUUUUUUCAAAAUGUCUGCUGGUUGCUCCCAUUCACGCCAAAGACAAUUUUUACGCUACGGCGGCAGCAUACAAGAAUUGCGUGAGCAAUUACAUCAGGAAAUCGAAAACAAAGUAAAACGUUGUUCUAACACCACCUACGAAUGUUCAAUACCACGUGUUGAUGGCUAUGAAUAUUGUAUGCGUCACAUUCUACAGGAUCCGUGUGGAAACUUUCGUCAAUGCACUUUUAUUUAUGCCAACGGACGUAAAUGUGCCAAUGCACUACAAAAACAUGACAUAAAAAAAGAUCCUGCACUGACAACGCUCUGUUUCGAACAUAAUCGUCAAGCGCAGUUACAAAAAACGCACGCAACAGUUGGAAAAUUGAAGCGCACCGAUACCAACGAAGUAUUGUUAAACAACUUAGCGCAUCACAUCAAUGUUGAAGAUGUGCAACCAGAGGAGCCAAUUGCAGAGCAAGAUGAAGAAAUUGAUGUGGUAUCACCGCAUGUGGCACCAUUUGUUGCGUACGAUCAGGUAAAUAGCCUUAAUACUGCCUUAUCCAGCAUGCAGCAGAGACGGCGCAUACUGGAUUAUGCAUCUGAUAGCAAUAGCGAGGAUAACGAACAGCCCAGUAUAAACAACACUGCACGUGGUUAUGAAUUCAACGAGUCCGACGAUGAUAGCGCAGACUCGGCACCUGAAGAUUUAUUAAAACAUGCAAGUAUUUAUACACGUGAAGAAGCGGUGCGUAUUGCAGAAGCGAAACUCACAAAACUGCAAGGCUUAUAUAUUGAUCAAAUCAAUAGUUUGCAUCACACGCUCAAGGAACGUCGGCGUCGAUAUUUACAAGCUUUACGAAAAGAACGUGAAAUGUUAUGCAGCAUACAUGAUCAAUUGAAGGACUCGCCGCGCGAACGUAAACUCUACGAUCAACUGAAGGCGCUUAACACAUAUCAUCGACGUUAUGGCGUUGAAGCAGUGCUGUAUAAGAAAUUCAAAGAAAAGCGUUCGCGCGCUACAGAUGGUUAUGCACAUAAAGGUCCGGGUUUUACUAAAUGUGCCUUCUCUGAGGGUGGUGUUAAGUGCGGUGAACGCGCAAUGCCAUGCUGUAAAUACUGCCGCAAACAUAUUAUGGAAGACAAAAAACAAAUACUUUUCCGCGCCUGCGAGGUGGAAAAGAGCGGUGUUGUGUGCCAGGAACCAAUACCGUGCAUCUUUGACGAUGCAUCGACUUGUAUCUUGCAUUUGUCUAUGCCCGCCCGACGUCAAUUUAUACAAAAGGAUUACCCUAAAUAUGCUCCCGUAUCGUGAAGGAGCGCAAUACAGGGAAAGGGUAAUUUAAGACUGUGACGUUGUGAAAGCAAAAUAAACACAUGCUUAAAUAUAAUAUUAAUAUAAUUAAAUUAAAUGUCCACUUAAAAUGUUAAUUAGCAUUGCUUUUACUAUGGCCAAUAUGUAUGUGUAAUGUGCGAAAAGCGUUUCAAAUAUAGGUACUAAUUAUAAUCACGAAAAGAAUACAAAAAAAAAACUUAAACAAUAACAAAAGUUUGCACAACCAAUUAAUGGAACUUAAUCGUUAAGUAAAUAGUGAAUCUCACUAUAUCAAUAUUAAUAGUAUCUACCGAUUACACAAUGUUUUUCU